AUGAGAUGCGAAUGUGCAAUCGGCCUUCUGGUAUUUCAGUUUAUGUUGUACAAAGCGGACGAGCUGGAUUUGCUAUUUGCUGAGAAUGAAAAUUAUGCGGAUAAUGCAAAUUAUGAAGAUUUUGAAUUCGAUUUUGAAGAUUACGACUAUGAUUUUUUAAAUGUAAAGAAGACAACAUGUAAAAAUCCUGGACCAAUAAAACAUGGUAAAGUUGAGAUUUGGGGAGAUGAUUUGUUAAUAGACUAUACAUGUGAUGAUGGUUUUAUACCGCAUGGUAUAACACAUGGUGCGUGUGAUGUUAAAAACAAAGCUUGGACCAUAGAUCCUGUGGUUUGUAUCUCAUCUGAUUGUAAUUUUUUACUACCACCGAGAAAAGGAAUUGUGACAAUGGAUAAGAACCAAGGUGUUGCUAGCAUAACCUGUGAACAAGGUCUUCACCUGAUUGGGUCUCCAGUGUUAUAUUGUCAACAAGGCAAAUGGGUCGGUGACUUUCCUGUUUGUGCUCGUGACAAUGUGUGCAUUGAUAGGCAUCCAUAUAAUUUAGUUUGCUAA
Messenger RNA from Lottia gigantea (owl limpet), 552 nucleotides. RefSeq lists its product as hypothetical. Bases 1 to 552 code for a protein of 183 amino acids. The record is from RefSeq and is a predicted model, not a curated record. The transcript has 4 exons. NCBI's taxonomy places the organism in Eukaryota, Metazoa, Mollusca, Gastropoda, Lottiidae.